This is a messenger RNA of Gadus chalcogrammus (walleye pollock), 6742 nucleotides long. RefSeq names its product phospholipid-transporting ATPase ABCA1-like. The transcript has 49 exons. Gene Ontology annotation, cellular component: intracellular membrane-bounded organelle; membrane. Gene Ontology annotation, biological process: lipid transport; transmembrane transport. The coding region runs from base 158 to 6742 and encodes 2194 amino acids. Lineage: Eukaryota; Metazoa; Chordata; Actinopteri; Gadiformes; Gadidae. Gene Ontology annotation, molecular function: lipid carrier activity; ATP hydrolysis activity; ATP binding. The record is from RefSeq and is a predicted model, not a curated record.
CCGGAGUCACACAGGACUUUCCAGACACACGAGCAGAGUGGCCGGAAGGAGAUGUUGCCGGUGGCUGUAGCGGAGAGAACAGCCGGCCAGCCUUGGACGACUUGAAGGGUUUAUUAAGUGGGCUGCCAGUUGCCAUAGCAACAGGGAUAAAGACGGAAUGGCUCUCCUGAUGACACAGUUCACUCUGCUCCUCUGGAAGAACUUCACUCUCCGCAGGAGGCAAAAGGUGCGGCUGUUGGUGGAGAUCUUGUGGCCUCUGUUCCUCUUCAUCAUCUUGGUGGGUGUGCGUACCACGAACAAGCCGGUGUUCAAGAGCCAAUGUCACUACCCCAACAAGGCCAUGCCCUCGGCAGGGGUGCUGCCCUGGCUUCAAGGAAUCAUCUGCAACCUGGACAACCCCUGUCUCGAAUACCCCACGCCCGGAGAGGCCCCGGGCCAGGUCAACAACUUCAACAACUCUGUAGUUGCAGGUUUCUUAAUCGAGUUCCAGGACAUGCUGGUCAACAGGUCGUUCCUCAGCAACGUGGGAAUGCUGGUGAACGACCUCGACCAAUGGGACGCAGUCUCCUCCAACAUUAACGGUCAGUCGGUGCCUCUGAGGAGUCUCCUGAACGAUGACGAGAACUUCUCGGUUUAUCUGAGAGACGAACUCUCUGUGCCACCGCCAGUGGUCCAGAGUCUGAUGAAGGCCAACGUCACCAUCAACCCGAUGAUGGCCGUCGCAGGCGACCCGAGGAGCGUCCUCUGCGAGGGAACUGCUCCUCUCGACGAGUUCAUCCAAUUCCAGAGCCAGGCGGAGAAGGAGGCCUUUGUAAAUGUCAGCUGCUCCCUGGAACCCCAGCAGCUGAGGGAGGGCCAGCGCAUGUUCCUCCAAAACCUGGACCAGACGAAACUACUCACAAUGGUGGCUUCGACUGUGGAUGCGAGCCCGGCGCAGACCGCCCAGCUGAUGCAGAGCACCGUCAUGCAUGUGGGUCCUGUGGUGAGGGAGUUUGCUAGGCUGCAGCAGUCUGCUGCCUUCCAGGCGGCCCGCUCGCUGGACUUCAGGGCCAACAUGAUGGACAGCAUCAACCUGAUGCUGUGCGGGAAGACCGUGGACUUCAACUCCACCAACGCCACGCGCCCACGGAUGGACGCCAGGGAGACCACUGCCUCCGUAUGGAACAGCAGCACCAACUCCAGCGGUUUCUGCGAGACCCUGAUCACCACCCUGGAGGAGACCCCGGGCCUGCGCUACCUUUGGGGAGCACUACGCCCCCUGGUGCAGGGCAAGGUGCUGUACACUCCCGACACACCCGCCGCGCGCCUCCUCGUCACCCAGGCGAACGCGACGUUCAACGCCCUGGCCACGCUGAAGGAGCUGUCGGACUCCUGGGAGGAAGUGGGCCCUCGGAUAUGGACCUUCCUCAACAGCAGCUCCAUCGUCGAACGGCUCCGGGUGUCCCUGGAGAACCCGGUGUUCGCCGCCUUUCUGGACCAGCAGCUCAACGGCACCGGCCUGACCUCUGCGCUCAUCGCCGGCUUCCUGUACAACGGACCCCCGGAGGAGCGGCCGCCAGGGGGGCCGCAGUCCGACUGGCGCGACGUGUACCGAGCCGCGGGCCAGGCGGCGGCCAUGUUCUCCCAGCUGCUCGGGUGCCUGGACCUGAACAAGUUUGAGCCGGCCUCCACUGAGCAGCAGCUGGUGAGUCGAGCCCUGGAGCUGCUGGAGGAGGAGCGCUUCUGGGCUGGGGUGGUGUUUGAAAACCUCCCCCCCAACACCACCCAGCUGCCCGCCUACGUCAAGUACACCAUCCGCAUGGAUAUCGACGAGGUGGAGCGCACAGACGAAGUCAAGCGGAGGUCGUGGUCGCCGGGGGCAAAGGACAACAUCUUCAACGACCUGCGCUACAUCUGGGGCGGCUUCGCCUACCUGCAGGACAUGUUGGACUCAGGCGUCGCCCGCGCCCACGGCAGCACGCCGCUGGUCGGCGUGUACGCUCAGCAGAUGCCGUACCCCUGCUACGUCAACGACGGGUUCCUGCGCUCGCUGGCCAGCUCGCUGCCUCUGCUCAUGACUCUGGCCUGGAUCUUCUCGGUGGCCCUGAUCGUGAAGGGCAUCGUGCAGGAGAAGGAGGCGCGCCUCAAAGAGACCAUGCGCAUCAUGGGCCUUCGGACGUCCAUCCACUGGCUCACCUGGGCCUUCUCCAGCAUGCUGCCGCUAGCUGUUAGCGCCGCCUUGCUCGCCGUCCUCCUGAAGUACGGCAGCGUGCUGUACUACAGCGACCCGACGCUGGUGUUCGUGUUCCUGCUGGCGUUCUGCACGGCCACGGUCACACAGUGCUUCCUGAUCAGCGUCUUCUUCUCCAAGGCCAACCUGGCGGCGGCGUGCGCCGGCCUCGUCUACUUUGUGCUCUACCUGCCCUACGUGCUGUGCUACGCGUGGAAGGACAGCAUGCGCUUCGGCGCCAAGGUGGCCGUGAGCCUGCUGUCGUGCGUGGCCUUCGGCUACGGCUGCGAGAACCUCUCCAAGUACGAGGAGCAGGGCCUGGGCAUCCAGUGGUCCAACAUAGCGCAGAGUCCGGAAGAGGGGACGCGCUACAGCUUCCUGGUCUCCAUCCUCAUGAUGCUGCUGGACGCGCUGCUGUACUGGACGCUCACCUGCUACAUCGAGAACGUCUUCCCAGGCCAGUACGGGAUCCCCAAGCCGUGGUACUUCCUGGUCACCAGGUCUUAUUGGUGCGGGACCACCGCCGCGGCGAGCACCGUCCACCCGGACACGCUCAAGAACCCGGGGGUCCAAAACGGUUACCUUGAGAAGCCACCGCCCGACAUGAAGGCGGGGGUCUCCAUUCAGAACCUUGUGAAGAUCUACAAGACGGGGAAGAAGCUGGCGGUGGACGGCCUCAGCGUGGACUUCUACGAGAACCACAUCACGUCGUUCCUGGGUCACAACGGAGCGGGGAAGACCACCACCAUGUCCAUCCUGACCGGGCUGUUCCCGCCCACCUCAGGCACCGCCCUCAUCCACGGGCUGGACAUCCACACAGACAUGGACGCCAUCCGCAAGCACCUGGGCAUGUGCCCGCAACACAACGUCCUGUUCAACGACCUGACGGUGGAGGAGCAUGUCUACUUCUACGCCCGUCUGAAGGGACUGAGCCGGGCCGAGGUUGCCGCGGAGAUGGACCAGAUGAUCGCCGACGUGGGCCUUCCACACAAACGAAAGGACCUGUCCAAGAACCUGUCAGGAGGGAUGCAGAGGAAGCUGUCGGUGGCCAUCGCCUUCGUCGGGGGGUCCAAAAUAGUGAUCUUGGAUGAGCCGACAGCGGGGGUGGACCCCUACGCCCGCCGCGGGAUCUGGGAGCUGCUGCUCAAGUACAAGCAAGGCCGUACCAUCAUCCUGUCCACUCACCACAUGGAUGAGGCGGACAUCCUGGGCGACCGCAUCGCCAUCAUCUCCCACGGCAAGAUGCGCUGCUGCGGCUCCUCCAUGUUCCUGAAGAAGGUCUUCGGCCGCGGCUACUACCUGACCCUGGUGCGCGGCGGGAACCAGCACGCGACCGCGCAGCGCGGACAGCAGCCGCACGCCGCCGAGGAGAAAGAGGCCCGAUCGGGGAGCAGCAGUUCAGAUGAAGGCAUCGGGAGCCAGACCUGGAUCAACUCCGAUCCAUCAGACGUGGCGGCGGUGGGCGUCCUUGUGCGCCGGCACGUCCCCGGCGCCGUCUACCUGGAGAGCAUCGGCCAGGAGGUGACCUUCAUCCUGCCCUACGCGGGCGCCAAGGACGGCUCCUUCGCCACGCUCUUCAAGGACCUGGACCUGGAGAUGGGCACGCUCGGCCUCACCAGCUACGGCAUCUCAGACACCACCCUGGAGGAGAUUUUCCUGAAAGUGGCCGAGGACACUGGAGUAGAUGUGGAAACACAAGAAAAAGAUGAGCAGAACAAUUCAAACGGAAAUGGCGCCAUCCGAAGGGAUUCUGAAAAGGCCUCUGAUUUAAAGGGACACACCACUAAUAAAGUUGAAGAUCCAAAGAUGGCCGGCGUUCCGGACGGGAAGGGGUCGGCGGUGGUCGGGGGCUCGGAGCUCAUCCGGAGGCAGUUCCUGGCGCUGUUCGUCAAGCGCUUCCACCACGCGCGUCGCAGCCGCAAGGGACUCAUUGCGCAGGUGGUCAUGCCAGUGGUCUUUGUGUGCAUGUGCCUCAUUUUCUCCCUGAUCGCCCCCCCCUUCGCGGAGUACCCCAGGCUGGAGCUUCAGCCCUGGAUGUACGGACUUCAGACCACCUUCUUCAGUAACGACCAGCCGAAAAACUUGGCGGUCAAUCGGAUAGUGGAUUCACUUGUGAACAAUCCUGGUUUCGGGACUCGCUGCAUGCCUGGAAACCCAAUACCAAAUCUCCCGUGCGUCCCCCAGUCGUCCGAAUGGUUCACACCGCAAGUCGACCAAUCGGUGAUCGACAUCCUGGCCAACACCACCCUGGCUGACCCCUCCCCCUCGUGCCAGUGCAGCACCCCCCAGCGGACGGUCAUGCUGCCCGACUGCCCCCCCGGGGCUGGAGGAAUGCCCCCCCCAAGGAGGGUUCAGGACACGACAGAUACCCUGUUCAAUCUAACGGGGCGGAACGUGACAGAUUUCCUACUCAAGACCUAUGAGAACCAGGGAAAAACAAGAUACGGUGGGAUUUCAGUGGGAGAAUCCAACUCCCAGGCCAGUCUCACCGAGUCACAGAUCCAAUCUGCUUUUGCGGAACUCCGGACAAUAUUGAAGACGUCCCAGGACAAUGUGACUCGUCAGAUCGUCCAGAACCUCGAGACUCUGCUGACGGAGCUUGGGAGAAAGGAGAACGUGAAGGUGUGGUUCUACAACCAGGGUUGGCACGGGGUGGUGUCCUUCCUGGGCGUGGCCGACAACGCCAUCCUAAGGGGCGGGCUGAACGACAGCCUGGACCGGCAGAGCUUCGGCCUCUCGGUCUCCAGCCACCCGCUCAACCUCACCAAGGAGCAGCUGUCCUACGUCUUCCUGGCGGCGACCUCCACCAACCUGGUGGUGUCCAUCUGCGUCAUCUUCGCCAUGUCCUUCAUCCCGGCCAGCUUCGUCCUCUUCCUCAUCCAGGAGAGGGUGAACAAGGCCAAGCACCUGCAGUUCGUCAGCGGCGUCAACCCAGCCAUCUACUGGGUGGCCAACUUCGCCUGGGACAUGUGCAACUACGCAGUGCCGUGUGUCAUCGUGAUCCUCAUCUUCCUCUGCUUCCAACAAGAGGCCUACGUCUCGCCGCCCAACCUCCCCGCUCUGGUCCUUCUGCUCUUCAUGUACGGGUGGGCCAUCACCCCCAUGAUGUACCCCUUCACCUUCAUCUUCUCGGUGCCCAGCACGGCCUACGUGGUGCUGACCUGCAUCAACCUCUUCAUCGGCAUCAACGGCAGCGUGGCCACCUUCUUCAUGGAGCUCUUCGACGACGAGAGUGUGGCCCGCAUCAAUGACAUUGUGAAGCAAGUGCUAUUGAUCUUCCCCCAUUUCUGCCUGGGUCGUGGACUCAUCGACAUGGCCAAGAACGAGGCGAUGGCCAAUCUGUACAGCAGCUUUGGCGAAGACCGCUUUAAAGACCCCCUGGGCUGGGACAUGGUGGGGAGGAACCUGUGCGCCAUGGCCAUCCAGGGGGCUGUCAUGUUCAUCUUCACCCUGCUCAUCCAGUACAACUUCUUCUGCAAGCCCAGGGCGGCCGGGGGAAAGUCAUUAUCUCAGGAUCAGGAGGAGGACGAGGACGUGGCCCUGGAACGCCAGCGGGUCCUGCAGGGCCCGGCACAGCAGGAAGACCUGCUCCGGAUCAUAGAUCUCACCAAGGUGUACCCUGGGAAAAAGACCCCUGCUGUGGAUCGGGUCUGCGUGGGCAUACCUGCUGCAGAGUGCUUCGGCCUGCUGGGAAUCAACGGGGCGGGGAAGACCACCACCUUUAAGAUGCUGACGGGGGACAUCCCAGUCUCUGGAGGCGAGGCCUACCUAAACGGAUACAGCAUCCGGUCGGAGAUGAGCCUGGUGCACCAGAACAUGGGCUACUGCCCCCAGUUCGACGGCAUCGACGACCUGCUGACCGGCCGCGAGCACCUGCAGUUCUACGCCAGGCUGAGGGGGGUGCCGGAGAAGGAGGUUGCCAUGGUGGCCGAGUGGGGAAUCCAGAAGUUGGGGCUGGUGAAGUACUCCAACAAAUCAGCCGGCACCUACAGCGGGGGGAACAAACGCAAGCUGUCCACCGCCAUGGCUCUGAUUGGCUGCCCUCCCGUCAUCUUCCUGGAUGAGCCGACCACCGGAAUGGACCCGAAGGCUCGCCGGUUCCUGUGGGACUGCAUCCUCAGCAUCCUCAAAGACGGCCGCUCGGUGAUCCUCACAUCACACAGCAUGGAGGAAUGUGAAGCCCUGUGCACACGCAUGGCCAUCAUGGUGAACGGCCGCUUCAAGUGCCUCGGGAGCAUACAGCAUCUGAAAAGCAGGUUCGGCGACGGCUACACGGUGGUGGUGCGUGUGGGGGGCUCGCCACCCGCCCUGGCCCCCGUGGAGCACUUCAUCCAGGAGAGCUUCCCGGGCUGCGUGCUGAAGGAGAAGCACCACAACACGCUGCAGUACCAGCUGCCCUACCGCCAGGGGGCGCUGGCCGCCGUGUUCGGCCAGUUCACGCGGCGGCAGCAGCAGCUCGGCAUCGAGGACUACUCGGUGUCCCAGACCACGCUGGACCAGGUGAGGGCGGGGCCUGAGGGGGGCGGGGCCUGA